GGAGGAGCUGGGUCGGGCAAGAGGCGCCGGGGCCGCGGCAGUAGAGCCCAACCGGCGUCGGAGGAGGGGGAGAAUGGCGACGGGGGACUCGGAGCAGAUUCGCUACUGCGCCCGCUUCUCGUACUUGUGCCUCAAGUUCAGCCUCAUCACCUACUCCACCGUGUUUUGGUUGCUAGGAGGAUUUGUCCUAGCUGUUGGUAUUUAUGCAGAAGUUGAAAGACAGAAGUACAAGACCCUCGAAAGUGCCUUUUUAGCUCCAGCAAUUAUUCUAAUUCUCCUGGGCAUUAUAAUGUUCCUUGUUUCCUUUGUGGGUGUAUUGGCUUCUUUAAGGGACAACUUAUGCCUUCUCCAAGCAUUCAUGUACAUCUUGGGCAUUUGUUUGCUGAUUGAAUUAAUUGGUGGAGUUAUGGCAUUACUCUUCAGAAAUCAGACAAUUGACUUUUUAAAUGAAAACAUUGGAAAAGGAAUUGAGAAUUACUACGAUGACUUGGACUUCAAAAACAUAAUGGAUUUUGUUCAAAAGCAGUUUAAAUGCUGUGGAGGAAAAGAUUAUACGGAUUGGUCACAGAAUCAGUACCAUGCCUGCUCUGCUCCAGGACCAUUAGCCUGUGGAGUUCCUUACACUUGUUGCGUCACAAAUAAGACAGCAGUUGUUAAUACCAUGUGUGGAUAUAAAACUAUCAAUGAAGAGCGUCUGAGUGUUCAACACAUUAUAUAUGUCAGAGGAUGCACCAAUGCAGUUCUUAUUUGGUUCUUGGACAAUUAUGCCAUCAUGGCUGGCAUUCUGCUUGGUAUAUUGUUUCCACAGUUCCUUGGAGUGCUGCUUUCUUUGCUUUACAUCACCCGAGUAGAAGAUAUAAUUACUGAGCACAAGCUUAACGAGUCACUGCUUGAUGGAGGGCGACAGAAGACUGACAUUGAAUUUACUGGAGCAGGGUGCUGUAUGUGUUACCCUGGGUAAUAGUGGGCAUCUCUCUGUGCAAGAUAAAUUACUAACACCCCUUUGUUAUUGUGCCUUGAAUGCAGUCAAACUGUUAAGCGCAUUGUGAAUUGUAAUGAAUAGUACUUAGGAAUCAAGCUUCCAUAAUUUAUUAAUAUUCAGUAUUUCAUCUCUAAGCAUUCUUUUAAGGCAUCAGGGGAUCUUAUAUUGAAAGUGCAUCAAGGGACAGAUUGUUCUUUGUUGCAAAGAGUAUAACUAAUCAAGGAGGAGAUCAGUGACCAGUAAUUGUAGAUAAACUUGCCUAUGCACAAGGGCUGUCUGUGCUUACCUGUGUAAUGGUACUGCUAACAUGGUAAAAUCACCUUUAUUCCUGGCAGUUUUCAGAGCAUGGUAAUUUACUAUCUACACUCAUAAGUCUGUUCACUGGCGUUAUCAAAGAAUAUUGGCAGCCGUGUUUUAUUGCUGACUGAAUUCUGAUUUGUCCCCCCCUCCCAGUUUAUGCCUGUCUUGCAUGUUUGUUUUUAAUUAUUGCCAAGGGCUUUGGCCCCACCAUUAGGCAUAUUUUUUCAAAGCAACUGUAGUGUGUUUCCCACACAGGGACAGGCUUGUGUGGUUUCCCCAUUACUGCUGCAGCUGACAAUACAGUAUAGCAGCAACAGGGCAUCUACAUGACAGAUUUCCCUACAGUUUCCCUGUGUUGGUCCCCUGCUGCCAUCUUCCCCUCUAUCCCAUGACCAGGGCUUUCCCAGUUUUUUUUAAACAUCAGCAAUUGAGUAUUAUAACAUUGUUAUAACUUUUUAACAAUCUGUGUCGCAGGUUCUCUGAAUUUCCAGGUUUCUCUUGUAAAAAAAUCUCUAGCUCCCCACUCCUCCACUUGAAGCCAGCUGGGUGACCUUGGGCUAGUCACGGCUCUCUGGAGCUCUCUCAGCCCCACCCACCUCACAGGGUGUUUUGUUGUGGGGAUAAUAAUGACAUACUUUGUAAACCGCUCUGAGUGGGCAUUUAGUUGUCCUGAAGGGCGGUAUAUAAAUCGAAUGUUGUUAUUAUUAUUAUUGCAGCUAUCUUUCCCUUUAUAUCUCCACAAUGAUAGGGACUAGAGAAAUCACUUUAAAAAAAUGUAAGAGGGGAAUUCAGAAAAUCUGAUACACAGAUUGUUAUACAGACAUUAAUAGUAGAUUUUAAAAACAGUUUAAAAGCCUCCCAGUGGCGAGGGCGGCAGGGUGGAAUGGCCACAUGGACACUGGAUCAGGGAAAAUGGCUGUCAUGUGAGUGGGACUGGGAAAAUCUGAACUUUCCCACCCACAUGGCAGCCAUCCAGGCUUCGCUUCAGUUUUCCCCAAAAUUUUGCAGCAAAGAAGGUUUGCAAAAGAUUGGAGAAAAGCUGGGGGAAACUUGUGAAAUGCACGAAUGCACCAUGGUGCUAUGCAGAAGGAGUGAAAAAACCCUGCUUCUCAGCAGCAUCAAACCCAGGACAAAUAACCCAUGUGGAAAAGUUCUGGAUAAGAAUUAUUUUGCAGAAGUGUUCGAAUGAAACAUUAUUGAAUUUGUGUACUGUAUAAUACUUUAACUUCCUAAUUUUUCAAAUUGUGCCUUCAUGUGGAUUCUUAACACUGAAAUAUCUUUAUACAUUUUCAGGAAGUGAUUUCCUAUAUCUGUGCAAUCAUAUUUUUAUGCUGCUUCUAAUGGUUUACUGAAAACACUUUGGGAGGUCUUGACUGAGUCUCUUGUGCCUUUCUAAAUCAAGCCACUCUCUGACUCAAGACAGCUAAUAAUCAUUGCUUUUUUAAAAAAUGCAAUUUACUACUGUACAGAUUUUUGUAUAUUUUAUUUGGUUUUACUGAUAAGUUUGAAUCUUGUAUUUUCCUUUUCCCAGAUUGACUGGAAUUCUUGUGUAUCCUGCUGUGUUCACUGUGUACUUAAUUUUUAUAUGGAAAAUAAAUUUUAUGAUUUUGUAAAAA
Messenger RNA from Eublepharis macularius, 2898 nucleotides. RefSeq names its product tetraspanin 15 (gene TSPAN15). Gene Ontology annotation, cellular component: membrane. Lineage: Eukaryota; Metazoa; Chordata; Lepidosauria; Squamata; Eublepharidae. The coding region runs from base 74 to 961 and encodes 295 amino acids. The transcript has 8 exons. The record is from RefSeq and is a predicted model, not a curated record.